Molecule: messenger RNA, 4783 nt
Organism: Malurus melanocephalus (red-backed fairy wren)
Lineage: Eukaryota; Metazoa; Chordata; Aves; Passeriformes; Maluridae
Gene: SH3RF3
Product: SH3 domain containing ring finger 3
Exons: 10
Coding region: 1-2124 (707 amino acids)
Molecular function (GO): protein binding
Source: RefSeq, a predicted model, not a curated record
AUGACGCACAACAGGGAACAGACCACUUACAGGCAUGUGUAUGCAAGUGUUUCUCAGCUUCCCUAUGGCAAAGCCCUGUACACAUACGAGGGAAAAGAGCCCGGUGACCUCAAGUUUAACAAGGGGGACAUCAUCAUCCUGCGGCGCAAGGUGGACGAGAACUGGUACCAUGGGGAGCUCAACGGGAACCAUGGCUUCUUCCCCGCCAGCUACAUCCAGUGCAUCAAGCCCCUCCCACAGGCUCCACCUCAGGGCAAAGCACUUUACGACUUUGAAAUAAAGGAUAAAGAUCAAGACAAGGAUUGCCUGACCUUCACCAAGGAUGAGAUUUUGACGGUCAUCAGGAGGGUGGAUGACAACUGGGCCGAAGGAAUGCUGGGUGACAAGAUUGGCAUUUUCCCCAUCCUCUAUGUUGAACUGAAUGAAUCCGCCAAGCAGCUGAUGGAGAUGGACAAGACGUGCUCGGCCGCCGCCUCUGGCUGUGACAUGCCGCUGGCGACAGAGACGGUGGCGGUGGCGGCUGCAGCGGCGGCGGUGGGCCUGGCACCGUGCUCCACGCUGGCCGGAGCGGGGGCGGCUGGAGCAGCCCAGAGGCAGGUGGAAGGCAAGAAGAACGCCAAGAAACGCCACUCCUUCACCGCCCUCAGCAUGACACACAAAUCCUCCCAGGCCGCCAGCAACCGGCACUCCAUGGAGAUCAGCGCUCCCGUCCUCAUCAGCUCCAGYGACCCACGCGCAGCUGCCAGGAUCGGGGACCUGACCCACCUCUCCUCCAGCGCCCCGGCCCAGGAUUCCUCUUUGAUUGGAACAGCCACAGUGGCUGGUCCCAGGACAAGUGCAAUAAUUGGAGAUCAGGGAACACCACCGAAGGUCCAGCUCCCCCUCAAUAUCUACCUAGCCCUGUAUGCCUACAAGCCUCAGAAGAAYGAUGAGCUGGAGCUCCGCAAAGGGGAGAUGUACCGGGUCAUCGAGAAGUGCCAGGACGGCUGGUUCAAGGGCACAUCUCUGAGGAGUGGGAUGUCYGGUGUCUUCCCAGGCAACUACGUGACACCUGUUUCAAGGGUGCCAGUGGGAGCUGGGCAGCCGAGGAACAGYGGAGCUGGAGGAGCUCCAACAACAAAAGUAGCCCCAGGAGCCAUCCAUCCCAUCGUGGCUGGUCACAGCAACGCCAGCACGGCUGUCAGACCAGUUGUUCCCAUCACUGCUCCUCAGACGCAUCCCCAGCUGCAGGCGGCCUCUCCGCAGCUCAGUAACUGCCUGCGGUACUCGGCGCAGCCGCCAGCCAGCCAGCCCCGCGGUGCCAUGCAGAUGGCGCACCCGGCGGUGCCGGCCCCGGACCGACCCACGGCCACCGUGUCACCUCUGCGGACACCCAGCUCUCCCUCCCGCCUGCCCGCCGCAGCCAUUCGGCCUCACCCCGCCGUGUCCCCGCAGCACGGCCACCAGCCGCCCGCCCCGGGGGCCAGGCCCCUCAUCCCGCUCACCUCCGCCGCCGCCGCCAUCACCCCGCCCAACGUCAGCGCCGCGCACCUCAACGGGGACGUGGGCGGUGGGUCCCUGGCUGGGCCAGCCGUGCCCGGGCCCGCCGGCAAGCCCGACGAGAGGAAGAACGAGAAGAAGGAGAAGAAGAGCGGGCUGCUGAAACUUCUAGCAGGAGCAUCAACAAAAAAGAAGUCACGUUCCCCACCAUCUGUGUCCCCCACACACGACCCCCAGACAGCCAUUGAAGGAGUUCUGCAAGGGGCAGUUGGGCCUGAGCUGUCCUCCCUCUCCAGUCACGGCAGAGCCGGCUCAUGCCCUAUCGAGAGUGAAAUGCAAGGAGCCAUGGGGCUGGAGCCUCUGCACAGGAAAACAGGCUCCUUGGAUUUGAAUUUUUCCAUCCCUUCACCUGCCAGGCCACCCCUCUCUUCCAUGGCAGCUAUUCGGCCAGAGCCCAAGCCUUUGCCCCGGGAAAGGUACCGCGUUGUGGUCCCAUACCCACCGCAGAGCGAGGCCGAGAUCGAACUGAAGGAAGGUGACAUUGUGUUUGUGCACAAGAAACGGGAGGACGGCUGGUACAAAGGGACGUUGCAGAGGAACGGCAGGACGGGCCUCUUCCCCGGGAGCUUUGUCGAGAGCUUCUGAGGACAAGAUGCUGCUCUCUCAGUUGAGGAGCUUUCAGGGGAAACUGCAUAGCACAAGAAGAGACAGCAAAGAGAAACUGGACUGAUAACCACUGCCAUUUUUAUUUCCAAAGACUUCCCCCAGGCCCUUCAGUCUGCAGCUCUGGAGACACAAUGGCCUCCUGUGCUCCCGAGACCGUGUGCGGUGCAUACAGUGGUAUGUUGAAGUAGUGCCUUCCACCAGGAAUCACAGACUGAAAGGAUGCCCAUCUGGACUGUAGUAACCUAAACUCUGGCUGUUAACCCUUUGUGUAAAUUAUAGAGAAGAUAUCUUUAAAAAAAAAUUAAGAGGAAAGCUGUUAUAUUGCUGUAACUUAUUUGUCAGAGCUGCAGUGUUCUUAUUACUGGCCUAUGCAAGAUGGAUUUGAGAGUUCAAGGAGGUGUGCUAGGAAGCUCUUAAACUGGGAUUUUGUUUUUACCAAGGGAAGAAGAGGGGAGGGUGGAUCAGAUCACAGAUCAGUGCAUCGUUGUGCAAGUUAGAAUGAGGAGUCCAAAAUGUCAAUGUCAUGCUUUCUAUAUACCUCAAAGAUACGCGACGCAGGUUUGUCAGUGAGUGUGUUAGUGCUCAGAGUCCCACACCAGCCCAUGUCCUGGCGCUGCUGCCAGGGAGGUCCUGGAGGAAGUACAGCUCCACCAUUAAACUGUGGUUAUUUGAGCAGAAUCCCUUUUGCCUGUCUUCUGCCCGUAAUAUAUGCAGCAUGGAUUUUUGUCCUUCGGUAUCACUUUCCAUUGCUUUUUUGUACGACGUACCUUUUUACUGUAAGAAUUUCUCUACUUUAUAUAUAUUCCUACUAGAUCAGACAUUUCCUCUUUUUCAUACAUCUGGUGCUAUUUUUUUUAAUUGUUAAAGAUUUGGUUAAACAGAGAGGCUGCAACAAGAUUUGCAUUCAACAUACGAAAUUAGAAACGUACGUGAAGAUUGAGAUCAGACUGCUUGUUCUUGCUUCAUAGAGGAAAAGAGAAAAAGCUGCAUGGUCACCGAUAAAUAUACCUGGGAGAGCUGCCUGUGCAACACACACACACUUGCUCUCUCCUACAUAUUUAGAGUGGCUGAAGACCCAURCUGAAGCACAGCGUUCUGUCUGGAGAGUGAUAAUGACUCCAGAAUUGGAAGUAAUUCCCAGAGGAGUCAUUUUAAUUGACUUUUUCAUGGCAAUAAGAAGAACACUGCAGGUUCUAACACACGCAGGGACCGUGGAGUUUUCCUCUGUCGUUGCAUGACGGAGACGAGAGCUGAUCUGCGACAGCAGUAAUUGGUGUUAUGRAAAUGUGAUUUCUUACUGUAGAAAUGUACAGUUCUGGAGACUGUUGGAUUUCUUAACGUCGUCAAGCUACAAUACMAACUGUAUCAGGCAAUAUAAGCUUCCAUCUACCAGGGACUUAAAGGUGCAAUAAAUGUAAGGUGAGUUUAGCCAGUUAUUUGUAUGAAAAAGAAUGAGAAAAAAAGAAGUCAUAAUGCGAUUGUUGAGAGUAUUUAAAAAGACAUCAGCUCUUGAGGAAUGAAUCAUGUUGAAAGGCUUUUCAUAGCUGUAUCCAUACCUUGCCUCUGACAGCAGCUGGCUGUUUGCCAAGGCCCACAUGUGGUGGGUGUUCAAAAGCGUGUCAGAGGCACUGUAACCUGGAGAUGAUCUUUUYAAAAUGAAGAGGCCCGGUGGGUGAACAUCAUCACUGCAUCACCAGUAUUUCAUAUGCGAAGGUGUAAGUUUUGUUUUCAUUCAAGCCGUGUGUACUAGUACAUAUCAAAACCCAUGUAAGUGAGCAUUCCUAUUUAAGUUCAGCUCUGUGACGUUGUUCUCUGUAAAAUAAGUUCUUCUUGCUGUCACAUGUUAACAAACCGAUUCCAGAAACACAGUUCAUGGCCAAGUAUAGCACCUUCAAACCAGGAGGCAUCACUUUCAGGGUGUUUCUUUUUAUACUUGAUGUUGCCGCAUUUGUUGAUAUUCCAGAUUGUAGUGAGUCAGCCACUAAAAAUUUAGUUACUGUUGAGAGGAAAUUGCCUUUUUAUAAACCAAUAAGAGACUGAAGAAAUGUCUUCUGGAAGACUUGCUUGAGAUUAGAGCCAUAUCUGUUCCAGUUAUUUGGUCCAGGUCAGAACUGGUGUCAUUGCACCUCAAACAGUAAACUGCACAGUUAGGCAGUCAGCAAUGCCAAAAUGUGUGUUAUUGAUUCCAAUAAAAAUUCUGGGUUAGAUCUGUCAGAGAUGAGAUUUUUUCUGACAACUUACAGUGGUUACAAUGCUCUUAAAAUUCUGUUCCAUGGUGUAUUUACUACAGUCAGAAAAGCGAAACAGGAUGACAGCUUGCAUGCUGCCUAUUCUGUUUAGCCAGAUCUAAAAUUAUUYCAGAUUUCCACCUUUUUUAUGCUUAACUCUUAAGAGGGCAAAAGUUGGUGUGUGAGAGGAUCAAGGAAAACAUGCAGAUACUAUAUCAUUAAAUCAGUGCUUCAAAAUAUAUUUUGCAGGGAGGAUGAUGGUUUUUUAAAUGGUCAUUAACCCUUCUAAUCAUACCUCCUGCUAGGAAAAACAUAGUGGGGUGGGGAGGAAGGUGUUCUGUUUUGAUAGCAGCUCUUUCUGGGCCCUCUUUAUUGCAUUUCAUCACGGUUUGGGUUACUGAGUAAUCUUC